This is a messenger RNA of Suricata suricatta (meerkat), 3179 nucleotides long. RefSeq names its product C-C chemokine receptor type 5-like. Lineage: Eukaryota; Metazoa; Chordata; Mammalia; Carnivora; Herpestidae. The record is from RefSeq and is a predicted model, not a curated record. Gene Ontology annotation, cellular component: membrane; cytoplasm. Gene Ontology annotation, biological process: chemotaxis; inflammatory response; G protein-coupled receptor signaling pathway. Bases 200 to 1261 code for a protein of 353 amino acids. The transcript is spliced from 2 exons. Gene Ontology annotation, molecular function: C-C chemokine receptor activity; chemokine (C-C motif) ligand 5 binding.
AGCUCAGCUGGCCAGAGCCACUGAGACAUCCGCUCCCUUACACGGACGCGCCUGGUAACUCCGUUAAAUGCAGACAUCUAGAUACCAAUGCUGAAAAGCCUAUUCGUGCAUAAGACAGUUUGUACCCACGGCGGACCGCUAAGUCCGUUCUGGGGCUUUAUAGAAGAUCACUUUUACUUUAUUCACAGUGUUGGGUAACAUGGAUUAUUAUGAAACAACGAGUCCAUUCUACGACAUAGAAUAUGAGCUCUCGGAGCCCUGCCACAAGGCCGAUGUGCGGCAGGUGGCGGCCAGGCUCCUGCCUCCUCUCUACUCCCUCGUGUUCAUUUUCGGCUUCGCCGGCAACCUGCUGGUGGUCCUCGUCCUCAUCAACUGCAAACGGCUGAGGAGCAUGACCGACAUCUACCUGCUCAACCUGGCCAUCUCCGACCUGCUCUUCCUCCUCACUCUUCCGUUCUGGGCCCACUACGCUGCAGACCAGUGGGUCUUUGGAAAUAGGAUGUGUCAACUCCUGACAGGGGUCUACCACAUAGGUUUCUUCACCGGGAUCUUCUUCAUCAUCCUCCUGACCGUCGAUAGGUACCUGGCGAUCGUCCAUGCUGUGUUUGCUUUAAAGGCCCGGACGGUCCUCUUCGGGGUGGUGACAAGCGUGGUCACCUGGGUACUGGCUGUGCUGGUCUCUGUCCCAGGGAUCAUCUUUAGCAGGUCCCAAAAGGAGGGUUCUCGUUUUACGUGCAGCCCUCACUUUCCAGCCAAUCAGUAUCGCUUCUGGAAGAACCUGCAGGCACUGAAGAUGACCCUCCUGGGCCUGGUCCUGCCCCUGCUCGUCAUGGUCGUCUGCUACUCCGCCAUCCUCAAGACCCUGUUCCGCUGUCGCAACGAAAAGAAGAAACACAAGGCUGUGAAGCUCAUUUUCGUGAUCAUGAUCGUUUACUUUCUCUUCUGGGCGCCCAACAACAUCGUCCUGCUCCUGAGCACCUUCCCGGAUUCCUUUGGCCUGAAUAACUGCAGUAGUUCCAACAGACUGGACCAAGCCAUGCAGGUGACGGAGACCCUGGGCAUGACGCACUGCUGCGUCAACCCCAUCAUCUACGCCUUCGUCGGGGAGAAGUUCAGAAACUACCUCUUGGGGUUUUUCCGAAAGCACAUCAUCAGGCCCUUCUGCAAACACUGUUCUAUCUUCCAGGGAGAGGCCCCCGACAGAGCCAGCUCGGUUUACACCCGGUCCACUGGAGAGCAGGAAAUCUCCGUCGGCUUGUGACCUGGGCCAGGUGUUUGUACGCAGCCUGGGGGCUGGAGUGAUUCUUUUAAAAAGGAAGUGACUGUCAUAGAGGAUCUAAGAGUCACCCAUGCAUCUGGCAUCUGAGUAUAUCACAUCGUUGGAGCCUGUCACUUCCAGAAAGCCGAAUCAAUGCACGUUGAUGACAGGGCAAACCUUCUCUUCUCCCCUCUGCAUGCAGCGGUUUAUUGGCACACUCCUCCUCUGCCGCAAAAGUUCAUUAUAGAAAAAAAGAUCCUCGGAGAACUGCUAAUUUUUGAGCUUGGUUAUCUGGACAGGAACAACAGAAGUAAUCAAGACAGGUACCUAUGUUGUCUGACCUGCUCAAGGCCACAGGUGCAGGUUGUAAAUGUGCUGAAAGCUGGUGCCUGUGGUGACGCGUUAAGAAACGAGCCCUUCCAGGAAAGGUCUCCCUGUCACGGGUGUAGCUGGUAAGUUCCACAGGUGAUCAGGGCAGGGUAAGGACUGGGAAGCCUUUUUCAGGGAGAAGGAGAAGGGGUGAGGAGGGGGGAGGCUAAGCUCCAGGUUGCACAUACGCCCGGCGGCUCCGUGGUGGGAGGCCGGCAGUGGCCGGGGAAAGGAUGGGUGAGCCUGGACCGUGGGGAGCGUGCACAGUCCCGCUUGCCAGAGCCACAGCAGAGCCGGGGAGCCCCUGGGCACCGCUGCAGAGAGCUCAUUGCGCGGCCGAAGGGUGGCCUAGAAGGAUGGACUUUGAGUUCAGGUGAGGCGAGGAGUCUUCCAUGUAGGUGCAGACACCAGGGACGGUGGCACCCUCACAGCAUGUAGGGAGAGAGUCAGUGGGACUUGGGGAGGGCUGGGGUUGGAGGUGAGGGGCCGUGGGGAGGCAGAGGGAACCUCUAGGCUUCAAGCAUGCGGACUGGAGACAUCCUGAAGGAAGUCUUCGGGCAUGGAAAGGGGACAGGGUUUGUGUCAAACCCGGGAGGGGCUGGUGGGAGACGAAGGUCUGGUUUUGCAGGCUUGAACGCAGCCUUCUGAAGGCAGAAGCUGGGCUGACUCUCGGUGGCCACCCCUGCCUUCAGAGGUGUCCGCCCCUUCCCAGCUCCCACGACGGGGCGUCUCCAGGAGGCUCGGAUACACUAGGUUUAGGAAAGGCGUGAGUCUGAGGGCCAGGAACACUUUUACGACAGAUGUGACAUCCAGGUGAGGACUGACUGUGUGGUUAAUGAGCAUUAAGCAAAGAAGCCCCGGAGAAGGGGGGCAAGCCAGGGUGAUUAAGUUCCUGCCUGCCGGGACACCCCACUGCCUAAGCGCUGUCUUCCAGCGUGAGGUCUCCGUGGGCAGAGGGCAGAAGAGACACAUUCAUUUGGAAACAGGCCACCUCCAGCUGACUCAGCUCUAAGAAGCACAAUUUUACGGAACUUUGUGUUUCGGGCUGAGUGUGGUGGCUUCAGACACUCCUUCCGACGCCUUCUCUGGACACUCCGUGCCCCCAAACACUAAGAGAUCUAUUCCUUUCAAAGAGAGGGUCAUGAUUUCGUGUUUGGCAGUUGCUACUUAUUUGGUACAUGCCUGAGAUUAUUUUGGAUUUGGGGAGUAGCUAAAACCAUUUGGGAAAGAUUAGAUGAAUAGACAUUAAAGUAGGGAGACUCACUCAAGAGAUAAGGUAUCAGAAUAAUAAGAGGUGCUACGGAUUUUUCUCAGCUCUGAAAUGUGACCUUGAGAGCAUGGGUGUCAACGGGGAGCAACCGGAAGUGCUCUUAACGUUGUUUCAAGGGUACAAAUAUCAUAUGACCCUAGCCUCUGGCUCAACUCAAAGGCACUCUGCUAUCUUUGUGUAUGCAUGCAUAUCAUGUAUGAUACGGUAUAUCUUAUGUAUAUAGAAAGUUACAAAUUGCUUGGAAGAAAACCCUAACCUAAUAAAAACCACCCUCUAAAAUAA